Erythranthe guttata (spotted monkey flower) is the source of this 720-nucleotide messenger RNA. Lineage: Eukaryota; Viridiplantae; Streptophyta; Magnoliopsida; Lamiales; Phrymaceae. The record is from RefSeq and is a predicted model, not a curated record.
AUGCAGGGGCGUCCUUUGCCUUUGAGUCACCUUAUUAUCUCGAUUUGUAAGAAUUGCAUGGUGGUUCAGAUUCCCGCGAUUAAGAGAAACUUCGGCCUGCUUUUCUUACUGAAGAACAAGAGAAUAAACCCUCCGUGUAUCAGGCUCACGUUUAUCAAGAUAUACGGUGAGAAGUCGACGGUGGGGUACUCGGUGAUGCCUUACACCGUUGCGCUUAUGUCCUCGGGCAUCUGGCUCUACUACGGGGCCAUAGAGAAAGAUGGUCAUUUACUGAUUGGCGUUAACGCAUUCGGUUGUGUUGUCGAGAGAGUGUACAUUAUCAUGUACAUUGUCUAUUCACCUCCUCACCGCCAGGUUCGAGCUAUCAGGUCACGCAGUGUGGCUUUCAUGCCGAUCACACUCACGUGUGUCCUCAAUGUGAACACCAUCAUAUGGGGCGUUUACGGCUUCCUUAGGGGAGAUGCCGCGAUUUGGGUUCCGAACACGAUUGGCCUUGUACUCGGGGUUGUACAGGUCAUUGUGUACUUGCAAGGAUUUCGAUUCCUUACCUCAAAAAUAGAAAGGAACAAAAAGCUAGUUGAAAAGGGGAAGGUUCUUGAGAGCCUUCAAAGGAAACCGAAAGUUAGAAGAAGAAAAGGAACGAAGAAGAAAGAAGGGAUUGAGAACUCGAAUGGCAGCUCUUACCUCUUCAAGUAUGGAGAUUCAACCAAGCUACUUUGA